GCCACGGACGCUUUCUGUUCCCGGAAAUAUAACCACAAUAACUGGAUAGCGUACAGCACUGAUUGAUUAACGGAACGAUUUGAUCGCUCGAUAACAAGGAAACGUGAUUUCUGACAGAAAGGCUGCUUAUGAAACUGCGCGGCUGUUUCAAAAACUGCUCAGGUGACAUCGACAGAUAAGCUGUCCGUGACAGUCAUUAACGUUAUAUAAUUAGAUUACGUGGUGACAUGUUUGCUGUUGAAUUGUCACGGUUUACUGUUUUGUUAUCGCUACAAAUACCUUUCGUUGACACAUGUCAACAAUGAGUGACUGCAAAUGACGCUGGUCAUUUUCCCCUACCCAUCACGGAUUAACAUAUAGUCGAAACGAAUAUAAAGGAGCUUGUUACAGAGCAGUAUGGAGUGGCCGGCGGAUUUUCCAGAAGACCAUGCUUUUGUGGAGUUGCUGGUUCCUGGGGUUUCUAGUGAGCUGGACUUUGAACAGCUCCUAAAAGACACAGAAGAGAAACUCAAUCUCAAUGCCAACAGCAUUGAACAGCAGCUGAAGGAGGUCCAGGCCAAAAUGGGAGACUCCCGGACAGGGGAGCGUCCGCUGAGCCCUACAGAGUGCCUGCAGUGGUUCAAUCUCAGAACACACAACAGUUUCAGGCCUGUUGCCACAGGACAUCAAGAGCUCAUGGACUUCUUCAGAGCUUUGAACCAGUACCUGAGGUCUGAAGAGGAGGGGAAAGAGGAGGUGACACUUCAACUACUGCUGAAUAUGUCUUCCCAGUGUGGUGUCUGCUUUCCUUGCACCCCUUCGUCUUCUUCAUCCUCCUCUCUUCAUCCUCAAGUGACUGCUUCCACUAUCCACUUGUUACAUACAGUCAGAGAUGAUGCUUCAUUAGAGAUCCAAGAGGCGUGGGAUCAUGUGCGUCUCUGGCUGCGUCGCCACCUGCUGGACCGACUGUCUUCCCGCAGCCCAGAGUAUCGUGGACCCAUACAUAUUUCCAGUUUGUCCAUCCCUGAACAGGUCCACUGUCUGCAACAGCUGCUCUUUCUUUACCCAGAGUCUGAGGUGUUCAAACAUUACCAGAACCUGAGAAGCCAGUCUGUGCUGGAUCUUCUGCUCGCUGCCCUGAGCUCAAGCCCAAUUGGUGAGACUGGUUUUGACAGACUGGCUACAGGCUUCCGCUCUGUGGUCCCAGCUUUGACCCAAGCCCUCACAGAGGAGCUCCAUGUCCUUUCAAGACUAACAGAACCACAGACCAUCCUGGGUUUCCUUAAUGUGGCAUACCUCAGCACUGUGGCCAGAGAACUGGCCUCCCUGAUGGAGAGAGAAUGUGAAACGGCCCUGAGAGACAAUACCACGCUGAGCAGCAAGAUCAAAAAAUAUUCAGCCAGGUCCCGGGCAACCGUAGUGCCAAUGGAGCUUCCAAUGAAAAAUAGGAGCUUCAGUUUGACCUCCCACCAGCUGAGGGCUUUAACCCAGCUGGCCUGCACCCUGCUGGGGUUUGAGAGGAUUGUGAAGGAGCUGGUCACUAACAUGACCUUCAUUGAUUGUGCAGGAGAGACUCCCUGUGUAAAAGGCAUCUUGAAAAAGAGUAGAGAGGAUUCAGACACGACAACUGAUGGCAAAAAAUCCACAGCAGAAACAUUUUCCCACACACCAGAGGCACAGGUUUUGGAGUUUGAGUGGAGAUCAGCAUAUAGAGGGCUGGUCCCUCACAUGGCACAUUGUGUUAAAGUGGUGCUGGAUGAUGUUUGUGCCAAGAGUCUACAGCAGGAAGAGGCCUUACAUUCUGCAGGACACACCUCUGUCACCCUGAGCCACACUACUGGACACACCACCAUCACUGCCGGCAACACAUAUCUCAGAGAAGAUUCCUUCUACACCUACUCAGAGAGGGAGACUCCCAAAAUGAUAGCCAAGUUCUGUGGAGCAAUCAUGACUGAGCUGGAUUCUUUACUACCCUUGGCUGCAGCGUGCAGGGACAGCUCUCUCCUGGAGGUGCGAUCCAGCUUUGUGGAGGCGUGUGGCAGGGCAGCGUUUGCCAUGCUGGACCGUUUGCAGAAUAGGGCCCUGGAGGUACCAUCCUCUGCACCCAUGACGAACCUGCCUGCUCUGCUGGCCACUUGCAUUUAUGUGCACCAACGACUGGAGCACUAUCAUGCCAGGCUGAAAGAUUCAAAUUUUACUGCAGUUAAAGUGCCCCUGACCCUGCUGCCAAUGCAGAAGUACCAAGACACUGUGCAGGCCUUGAGAGACCAGCUGACUAGCUAUUGUGUCCAGGUUUGUUCCACCUGCAUUCUUCAAGACGCUGAGAGUCACCACUGGGCUGACCCCAAACCCUUCUACGAGGGUGAGCGCUGUUCCUUCUCUGUGCAGAUGUGGUUCUACUUCUUGUGUGGGCUCCGUAGCGACCUGUGGGCGGUCCUUCCGGCAGAGUUGGCCAAGGAGUUGCUUGGCCAGGUGCUGUCAGAGACUUUACAGCUGUUGGUGCAAAGAUAUGCUAGGGCUCGUCCUUCAUACAAGAGACACCUGCAAAUCAGGUGUGACAUUACGGCUGUGUUGCUCUAUGUGGAGCAGCUUAUGUGGAGUGUGUGUGAACGUCCUGAGGCCUUGGUGCACUCCAGUCCUUCCUCAGCCAUUGCCAUAAUAGCGGGCAGAUCAGACUGGCCAUACCAAAUCCACAGCCUGUGUGAGCAACUCCUGACAGUCCUCGUCAUUGCCACAGCACCCCUGUCUUUACUGUGUAGGAUAUGUAUGAUUAAUCCUGCGAAAGAGACCGCGCCACAGCAGCCUGACAGCCCCGUUGUCCGCUGGCUAAAUGCUAUUGACCCUGACCUCUUCACAGAGCAGGCCAUGAGAGAUGGCCUUAUGGGCCAGACGGCCUCUAUAUGUCAGCUGAGGCUGCUGACCUCUGACCCAGGACACAAUCCCAGGUUGCUACUGCGAAUGCUGCUGUACAGAGACUGUUACCUGCCCAGAAUGCUCCUGGAAAACUCUCAUUAUUGCCAGGAGAACUGCUUAGAAAUGUCUACAGAGAGCUACAAGGCAGGAGAUGACUUUAUCGUCGCAUUGUUCAAACUUUUCAGUUGCCUGAAUACUGUUCCCAAGGCCUUGACUCAGGUCCUUCAACCAUACCUGGAAAGGGCACACAUAUGGGAACAUCUCUACACAUUGGCAGACACAACGCAGACAGUACCUGUAGUGAUCACCUGUGUCCGGGCGAUAGUCACCAUGUCUACCAACAGCCUCCUGGUACACCUGGUCUCCAUGGUGAUGGGUUGGCAGGCCACAGAGCAGCCUGGGGGAGACUUGAUCAAGCGGAAUGUACCAGAGAGUGUCCUGGCCAAAAUUCCCAAGGAAUGGAACUACAUACCACCGGAAACACAAGGAAAGGAGACUUCCACUAAGACUGUCAUACCCUUCACUAUUCAAGCCUUGUCCUUCAUUUUCACCAAUCUGCCCUUGGCCGUAGCAUCCAUACCUCUCCCCAUACGCUUCCUCUUCCAAGUGGCAGAGAAGCACCUCUCCCAGCACACCCGGCAGCUGCGCUUAGUGGGCCUUUUACUCUGGGCCCUCAUAGGCUGUUUGAUCCAGAGCCUGGAGGACCCACACACACUAGAACAGAUCAGCGGUGUGGCCUUGGGCCGUGGGGCGAAGGACCCCUUGUCCCUUCUGGCUGAGUGCCUUCAGGCUACCAUCGGAAUUCAACAGAAGGGUAUUCCCAAACCCACAGUGCACAAAGUGCUGCAGGCUCUGGAGGAAAAAAGACCCAAGUGGACAAACUUGCAGCUGCAGAAGGCACGCAAGCUCUGCUCAGACAGUGUAUUUGAGCGAGGAAGAGAGAGCGGAGUCGCUGCGGCUGAACUGACUGAGCAGAAAAUAGGCCUGAUGCUGCUGGAGGUCUGCCACAAAGCAGGUGGCAGCGACUACCUGAGGCAGAUCUAUCACAUCAUCCAAGGCAAUGAGGAACUAUUGAUGUUCAAACUAAGUCGAAGUACAAACUCGCCCAAUAAUCCUCCUCACUUGGUGAACUUUGACCUCGGCUCUGAGAGUCACGUUGACUCUGUCGGCUUCAACCCUCUGCACCAAUUUGACCACAUUGGCAAGAAGAAGCUGGAUCAGAGUGCCGUGGUCGACUGGGCAUGGGACUGGCCAAGGCUGCUGCCAGCUUAUCAGGGCAUGAGUCAGGUCACCUUCAAAACUCUGCUGGCCAACAGGGAAGACGGAUUGCCUCUGCUGAGAUUUUUUGAUCCCAGAGACCUGCAGGCACACUGGAGCCGUCAACAGGUGGGAGAUGCAGGAGGGUGCAGAGCUGGAAGAUGGAGAGAAAUCUAUGGUAGAGGAACUUCAGAAAGCCUAUUUUGUUUGCUGCUGCAGCCCGGGACAGCAGGACCCUCCUGAAGCUGAUGAGACACUGGCAGAGGAGACCCAGGGGGAAACACGUCCAGCCGAUAAAAGUGCUGCCCAAUAACAGUCCACGCAGUUGGAAUUUUUAUCACGUUGUAAAUGUUUGCUUGUAAUACUCACUUGCAUCUCUCAAGGUAGUAGGUAUAGUGUGUGUGUGUGUGUGGGUGUGUGUGGGUGUGUAACUGGGUUUGUUCAUGCACUUUAUGCAGUGAGUUUGCAUAUGUGUGAAAACAUGAGUGAGAGAGCGGACAAGAAACUGAGUGAACAACAAAAAGAGUGAGGAAGACGGUGCCUCCCUCUUUAUGCACACACCUCAGACAAACUCUCUGUGCUUUUCUAUGCUGCAUCAGACGCAUUUCAUCUUUUUGGAGCACAUCUCCAGAAAUCAGUUCUGGGAAAUGGAGAGCCUGGAUUUGUUUGCCUGGGACAAGAUGGGACUGUGUGAUCACUGUUGGUAGUUGAAGUUUUUUUUUUUUGAGACAGUGAGUGUAAAGACAUUGGUGUCAGCAUACUUUCUCCUCAUUCCUGAAAGCAAACAUCAAAUAUUACGGUUGGGAGGCAAGAUGAUGUAUGUUUUGAUUACAGUGUGUCCCAAAAAUCUGCCCCACUAUGUAGCAUCAGUCAGUAUUUUGUGCAAACUGAAAAAACAUUUAUUUUAUGUGUAAUACGAUUGCUCAGUAUAUUUUUCCAAGUUUGUCGAUAUUUUGUUAUUUAUGAAAUGGAGAAUUAAACAUGAAAAUAAAAUCAUAUUCUUACUUCA
Molecule: messenger RNA, 5158 nt
Organism: Micropterus dolomieu (smallmouth bass)
Lineage: Eukaryota; Metazoa; Chordata; Actinopteri; Centrarchiformes; Centrarchidae
Product: KIAA0825 ortholog
Exons: 24
Coding region: 397-4392 (1331 amino acids)
Source: RefSeq, a predicted model, not a curated record